Messenger RNA from Pistacia vera, 1626 nucleotides. RefSeq names its product cactin-like. NCBI's taxonomy places the organism in Eukaryota, Viridiplantae, Streptophyta, Magnoliopsida, Sapindales, Anacardiaceae. Gene Ontology annotation, biological process: mRNA cis splicing, via spliceosome. The record is from RefSeq and is a predicted model, not a curated record. Gene Ontology annotation, cellular component: spliceosomal complex; cytoplasm.
AUGGCGGCAAAUGGUGAUGGGUGGUGGCGAUGGGCUAGUAAUGCGAUGAUGGUGGAAGAGGGUGAUGGGUGGUGGAAGUGGAAGAUUGUGUUGGAGAACAAUUUGUUGGAAGGACGGUAUUCAGAAAUUUCUCUAAAUUUUCUUUUUACUAAACUUAUUGAUGUUGUGGCUGAUCGGCUAGCAAAGGAGUUUAAAGUCGCUGUUGUAUAUUCUUCUGACUUGAAGCGAGCUCUUGAGACUGCACAGACUAUUGCAAAAGCUUGUGGCGAGCUGGAGAUUUUUAAAGUGUGUUGUGUGGGUGUUUUGUGCAUAGAAUCAUUGUAUGCUAUUAAGAAAACACAGUAUCUAGUGGUACAUAAGCUGGAAACAUGGGAAGUCACGGUAGGAACAGGAGAGAAACGGUGUCAUCCUCAAAACAAAGAAACCGAAGUCGAAGAAGGAGAUCUGACGACUCAAAACAAAGGUCUUUGUGGAAGAUUACUGAGGAAGACAUUUCUGAGUAUUUGGCUAAAAAAGCUCAGAGGAAGAUUUCUGUGGCGAAAGAAGAUUGAGCAGGAUGUUUCCCAAGGUGUAGCUCUUGAUGAGUUUUCAAUUAAAGCAGAGAAAAAGAGACAGAGAGAAAGGCUGGCGGAGAUUGAAAAGGUUAAAAAGAGAAGAGAGGAAAGAGCUAUUGAAAAAGCACAGCAUGAAGAAGAAAUGGCACUGUUAGCUAAGGAACGUGCUCACACUGAAUUUCAGGACUGGGAGAAGAAAGAGGAAGAGUUUCAUUUUGAUCAAAGCAAAGUUAGAUCUGAGAUUAGAUUGUGUGAAUGUCGUAUGAAGCCUAUUGAUAUUCUCUGCAACCACCUCAGUGGCUCAGAUGACUCGGACCUGGAAUUAAAUGAACCUUACAUGGUUUUCAAUGGCUUGACAGUUAAGGAGAUGGAAGAGCUUCAUGAGGACAUCCAGAUGUAUCUGGAUUUGGAUAGGUCAACGCCUAUGCAUAUAGAGUAUUGGGAGGCACUUAUAGUGGUUUGUGAUUGGGAACUAGCUGAAGCACAGAAGAAAGAUGCACUGGAUCGAGCCAGAGUGCGUGGGGAGGAACCUCCUGCUGAGUUGCUUGCAGAAGAAAGGGGGUUGCAUUCAAGUAUUGAACUAGAUGUCAGGAACCUUUUGCAAGGGAAGACUCACAGUGAGCUUGAGGCAUUACAAACCAUUAAAUCACAAAUGCGUACUUGCACCGCAAAGGUGGUUGAGUAUUGGGAAGCCAUUCUUAAACGACUCCAUAUAUACAAGGCAAAGGUACUUUUGAAAGAAAUACAUGCUAAAAUGCUGCGAAAGCAUCUGCAACGAGUCGAGCAACCUUUGGACGGUGGAGAUAAAUUUGAGACCAAUCAUGAUUUGAGGUCUGAAGAAGAGGACAUUCAGCUUCAGAAUGAUGAUAAUAAUGCAGGAAAUUUCUCUCCAGAACUUAUAUCAAGGGAAGAGGCUCAAGAAGCAGAAGAAGAGCCUGGAUCAUUUUCACCUGAACUAUUGCAUGGUGAUGAAAAUGAAGAAGCUAUUGACCCUGAUGAGGCCAGUGCUAUGUUGGAAGAGCAGCGAAGGCAGAUUCAAGAAGCUAUGCCAUCAAAACCAACUCCUUCAUAA